Molecule: messenger RNA, 2021 nt
Organism: Elaeis guineensis (African oil palm)
Lineage: Eukaryota; Viridiplantae; Streptophyta; Magnoliopsida; Arecales; Arecaceae
Source: RefSeq, a predicted model, not a curated record
CUAUAAAAGCCCAAGCUUAAACCCUCCCUACCCUUCACGCUCGUCGCUUCCCCAUACUCCUCUUCCUCUCUCUACGACGCUAAGGUUGAAUCUUUCUUCGAUUGCUCUUUUCUUGGGAGAAAAUACAAUGAAGAACGAAUCAAGUAACGCUCCAAACGUCCCUGUUCGAAAGGGAACCACCUGAGACCAAGGAUGAAGUUAUUGAUAAGGAGCUUUUGGCGAAGCUUAAUCGUGCAAAGAUACUUUUAGUUUUGUCAUUGUCUUUGUGUAAUGGUUUAUGAGCACUGGAUUAUUUUAUGGUGGGCUUCCUUAACUAGAGCUAUUAAUCAGCAGGCUAAUGAUACUUUUGGGAGGAAAACACCUAAGAACGAGAGGAAAGUGCUUCAUCAAAAAUCGCAUUUGGAAGUGGAAGUUCCUCACUAGCACGGUCAUUUCUCAGAGGUCCUUUUUCUGGAAACCAAUAUCAGGAUGGUUUUGAAGCAUCAGCCCCGAAGAUAGAAAAAGAAUAUGCUGAACCUUGGAUUACAGUCACUCGUAUUAUCCCGUUGCUCUUCCUCUCAGGAGGCCCUACUCCAGAAACCCAGAAAUUCUUGAUGAAGAGGAAUUUGGAGAGGCUUCUGCAAGCUCAAGUCUAGAUGAAGCUUAGAUCAAUCCAGCUGAGGAGCUUGGACUGCUGAAAAAGAGCAAAAAACCACAAAUGCUCUUUUUCUAAAUGCCUUCAACUCUUCCAAUGAUGAAGCAGCCUGCUGCAGAAGCAGACACCAAAAAUAAUAUUCGUAAAGUUGACCGUGUAUUGAAGGGAUACAAAUUAGAAGAGCUUCCAGGAGGCUAUAUGGGAAAACUAAUGGUGUACAAGAGUGAAAAAAUUAAGAUGAAGAUAGGAGAUGCACUGUUUGAUGUUUCUCCUGGCAUGAAAUGUGUAUUUGCCCAAGAUGCUGUAGCGAUUAACACUAAAGAGAAACACUGCUGCAUCCUAGGUGAGAUUAACCAGCAUGCUGUGGUAACCCCAGAUGUGGAUGCUCUGUUAGAUCAGAUAAAUGAUGUGGGCUCAUCAUAGAGGCAUGUUGUUUUGCGGUUGGAAGGAGUUUGCCAUCUUUUCCUCUCUUUCCUCCUUUUUCCGGCCUUCAAUCCGCCGUUCGAAGUUUAACGCGCUAAGGUUAGAAUCAUGGCCGUCUACCAGCCUCCCGCACCGAGCUACGCACAGUUAAACAGCCCCGUGGUGGUGGUGAGCCCGCAGUUCUGCGUGCAGUACCCCGUGGAUUUCACGGUGGUAGAGAAGGCCCUCCACAUAACGGAUGGCAACUUCGCCAUAACGGACGUGAACGGCGACGUGGCGUUCAAGGUGAAGGGCAAAAUGCUUAGCCUCCGGGACCGGCGAAUCCUCCUCGACAACGCCGGCAAUCCCAUUCUUUCCAUGCAACAAAAGGUGUUUACCGUACACAGAAGAUGGGAAGCGUAUAGAGGAGACAGCACAGAUUCAAAAGACCUGCUAUUCAGCACCAAGAAGUCUUCACUCAUCCAAUUCAAAACCGAGCUCAAUGUGUAUUUGGCUGCUAACACCAGUGAACAAGCUUGUGAUUUCAAGGUUAAAGGGAGCUAUGGAGAGAGGGCAUGCACCAUUUACCUUGGGGAGUCUGACACAAUCGUGGCCCAAAUGAGGCGUCAACACAAGCUUAAGAAUACAAUAUUUGGACAGGACAUGUUUGGGGUGACCAUCUAUCCAAAUAUCGACUACGCCUUCAUUGUAGCCCUAAUCGUUAUUCUUGAUGAGAUUAAUCAUGAUAGAAAUGAUUAAUUCAAUUGGUGUGCUUGCUUAACAUAGACUUGCAUCUCCAGAAAUUUUUUCUACGGUGGUCAUAAAUUUUUAGAUUGCAGUGCCAUACAAAAACAUGUUGCAUAUAUUCAUAUGAUUAAGAGAUUUUAUUAUGUUGUUUAAGAUUUAAAUGUUGGCUUGUUAGUAUGGACAACUAUUGCAAGCAAGCUCCAUGAAUUGAAUAAUUGUACUUAGUAUGCAUUUAUUU